This is a messenger RNA of Sclerotinia sclerotiorum 1980 UF-70, 249 nucleotides long. RefSeq lists its product with no specific name. The transcript has 2 exons. The coding region runs from base 1 to 249 and encodes 82 amino acids. Lineage: Eukaryota; Fungi; Ascomycota; Leotiomycetes; Helotiales; Sclerotiniaceae. The record is from RefSeq and is a predicted model, not a curated record.
AUGGACGCAUCAUCUAAAGAUACAUUGAAUCACGCCAAGGAUUUCCCUGUCUUUGACGGACAGCAGCGAUGGGAAAGUUGGAAGGCAGCAAGCAUUUUGGGCGAUGAUACAUGGGUAAGCAUUGGUACGGGCAUUGACCUGCCUUGUGGCUUUGUGGGGUUCGAAUAUUUACGGGAGUAUUUCAAACUCCGCGUCCACACACCGAUUCACAGCUCGGUUUUGACAAUCUACUCGUCGUUAUUUGGAUGA